AUGGCCCGGAAAGCUGUGUCUACCCCGCCUUCCAAGAAGGUCCCCUCGCGCUCGCCUAUCCUGACUAGAACCCGCAGCAAAAAGGUCAGCCAGGAGCUAAGAGAUGAGUCGAAACUAGAGAAAAAGAAAGAAGAGAUCAAAUCCGAACUAGAAAACGACGAGAUUGAGCUUCCCAGCGACAGCGACAGCUCUGACGACGCCGACGAGCUCGAGGGCUUUGAAUCUGCGGACGAUGAGGACGGAAGAGAACAGGGUGGCGUCACAAAGACAAAGCACACGGUGCACACAGUGACCAAGCCUGUUCAGAGCACUGACAAGAGCACCUCGAAACCGAGCGCCAAAUCCAAGCACGGCGUGAUAUAUGUGGGUAGGCUGCCCCACGGAUUUGAAGAGAGGGAGCUGAAGAAGUAUUUCAGCCAGUUCGGCGAAAUCACCAGACUCAGACUCUCGAGGAACAAAAAGACAGGAAACUCGAAACACUACGCAUUUAUCGAGUUCGAGCACGCGGAGGUGGCCAAGAUCGCCGCUGAAGCCAUGAACAACUACCUGUUGUUUGAACACCUGCUGCAAUGUGCCGUUGUGCCGGCUGAAAAAGUGCACGAGAACCUUUUCCAGGGAGCUAACUCCAAGUACAAGCCCGUGCCGUGGAGCAAGAUCGCGCAACUCAAGAACGACAAGCCCAAAUCCAAGGCCAGGUGGGAAAAGCUGCAAAAAAAGUACCAGGAGCAGAAUAAGAAGAGACUGCAGAAACUCAAACAGCAUAAUAUCGACUACGAUCUCAGUGCUCUGUAG
Messenger RNA from Ogataea haglerorum, 792 nucleotides. RefSeq lists its product as uncharacterized. Gene Ontology annotation, molecular function: RNA binding. Gene Ontology annotation, cellular component: nucleolus. The record is from RefSeq and is a predicted model, not a curated record. Gene Ontology annotation, biological process: maturation of LSU-rRNA from tricistronic rRNA transcript (SSU-rRNA, 5.8S rRNA, LSU-rRNA). Bases 1 to 792 code for a protein of 263 amino acids. Lineage: Eukaryota; Fungi; Ascomycota; Pichiomycetes; Pichiales; Pichiaceae. The transcript has a single exon.